Struthio camelus australis is the source of this 2490-nucleotide messenger RNA. RefSeq names its product myeloid zinc finger 1 (gene MZF1). Gene Ontology annotation, molecular function: DNA-binding transcription factor activity, RNA polymerase II-specific; RNA polymerase II cis-regulatory region sequence-specific DNA binding. The record is from RefSeq and is a predicted model, not a curated record. Gene Ontology annotation, cellular component: transcription regulator complex; chromatin; PcG protein complex. Gene Ontology annotation, biological process: regulation of transcription by RNA polymerase II. NCBI's taxonomy places the organism in Eukaryota, Metazoa, Chordata, Aves, Struthioniformes, Struthionidae.
AUGGGCUCUGAGCAGUUGCGGUCCCAGGAGGCGGCGGGGCCGCGCGACGUCUACCGGCGCUUGCGGGAGCUGUCACACCGCUGGCUGCAGCCCGAGGUGCGCACCAAAGAGCAGAUCAUGGAGCUCCUCGUCCUCGAGCAGUUCCUCAGCAUCCUCCCCGAGGAGAUCCAGAGCUGGGUCUGGGUCCGGCACCCCGAGUCGUGCGCCCAAGCCGUGGCGCUGGCCGAGAGUUUCCAGCUGGGACAGCGAGAGGCCGGGAUCUGGGAGCAGCAGGUGACGGUGCGCGUGAAGGUGGAAGAGGUGACCCCGGAGGACAUGGAGAGCCCCGAAAACUUGUGGGAGUCUCAGAGCCCCCCGUCAGAGCCGCCCCAGCUCAUCUCUGAUGACGAUGCCCAGGAGGAAGUGGCACGGAGCAAGUUCAAGUUUCCCCGUGUCCCUGAGGAUGAGACGCAGUGCCUGGAAGAAACAGGUCCCGGGAUGGGGAGCAGAGGGGAAGACCAGUACAUUUUGCAAAGACAAGACACCCCACAUCUACCCAGGGGCCUCCAGGGUGGUUCUGGUGAGAUCCUGGUCCGGAGCCCCAUGCAAAGAGACAUCUACAGGAGGCAGAAAGGGAUCCCACGGGAUCCCUUGGUCUUCCCGCAAGCCCCUGCCCAAGGGCUGCUGGGGACUGCGAGGGCCAUCAAGAGCCAGGAGAGCGGUGCCCACCGGCCAGAGAAGCCCCACCGCUGCCGCGACUGCGGGGAGCGUUUCUGGGUGAAGCACGAGUUGGCGGCACACGGGAAGGUGCACGAGAAGGAGCGUCCCUACCCUUGCGCCGAGUGCGGGAAGAGCUUCAACCGGCUGACCCACCUCAAGACCCACCAGCGGACCCACACUGGGGUGAAGCCCUACUCGUGCGGCGAGUGCGGCAAGAGCUUUGGGCACCUCUCAACGCUCAUCACCCACCAGCGCCUGCACACGGGUGAGCGGCCCUACUCCUGUGGCGCCUGCGCCAAGACCUUCACCAACCCCUCGGACCUCAACAAGCACCAGCGGUCGCACACGGGCGAGCGGCCCUACCCCUGCGCCGAGUGCGGCAAGAGCUUCAGCCAGCAGGCCGACCUCACCAUGCACCAGCGGAGCCCCUGCGGCGAGUGCGGCAAGAGCUUCAAGUACCUGGCGGACCUCACGGUGCACGAGCGGUCGCACACGGGCGAGCGGCCCUUCCCCUGCCCUCAGUGCGGCAAGAGCUUCAGCAACAAGUCCUCCCUCGCGCGGCACACGCGGAUCCACGCCAGGGCCGCGGCCAGGAAUAAGUGACAAGCAGCCGGCUCCGGGUGCCUGCACCUACCGACGACGGAGAGGAAGAGGAGGGCGAAGCUGCUUCAUCCCUGCUCUCUCCACCUGUGCCACUUCCUCAGGCGCCGCGGGCUCUCCAGCGGAGAAGCAGAGGAUGACGAUGGGCUCUUCGCUCGAACGCGAGGACUCAGCGCCUGGGGUGGUCCCGCGCCCGCUCAGCCAGCAGCGGCGCAACCCGUCCCUCCGUCUGUCUGCUCCCGGUUUUCGUGCCAGCCGUGCGUGAGCUGGUUCUGCCAUAUUUCUUUUUCUGGACGUUCUCUCCAUGGGAUGUCUCUGAGCCAGGGCAUUACGGGAGCUGGGAGCCCAAAGGAGGUCUCACGUAGGUUGGGAUGAAGAUGAGUUGAUGAGCAACAUCUCCCCGCCACCGAGGUCCUGCAAGCCCAGCAGGUCCGAUCUCUCCAAGGACGUACCUGGCGUUCCUCGGCCAUUCCCUCAACCGUCCCCUCUGGGCACGUGGUUCUCCUCCAGCUGAAAGAUUUCCCCCACUGCUGCCCCCAGCUUCUGCCCUGUCACUGUGCCCGAACCCUGCUGCCCGGAUGUCCCAUCAUCCACUUGCCUGGGCAGCCCGUCCCACCAAAGUACGCGUUUCCAUUUGCAACUCGCUUUUUAUUCCUUUUGGUAUUUAUUCAUCGCUCCUUUGGCUUUCCUCGCUCGCCACCCGCUUUCCUCCGGGCCAGACCCUCUUUGGUUCAAGCAAAAGGACUGGGACUCCCGUCCCAUCAUGCUGGUAGCAACCUCCCUGCACGCAGGGCCUUAAAUUUUGAAGACUGACCUACCUCAUCUGCUGCUUCUCUGAAUUUCUAGGACUUUAUUUGAAUGCCUGGUCACUUGAAUAGCGCUUUUUAGCGGUUACUGCUUUGUAUUCCUACUUGCGUGCUCCCUGUUUGUGCAGAAAUGUCCCCCCUGCUGCCCUCCAUGGGUCUCUGUUGCCGUCCGCCCUGUGUUGGGUUUGUUCCUUGCUUUCUGCCGUCCUGCUGCCCCCAUUACUGUAACGAUGUUUUUAGCAAUCUCCGUGCGCGUCCUUUGUUUUCUGUGUUGCAGGGGAGCACGGAAAGGGGGUGAGAGCAGGUCUGGGGAGCAACUCCUCACGGUGGGAGCGGGAACAACCAGAAAUAGGGUUUUUGAGGCAGAUGAGGACGAGAGGCCAUG